Tetranychus urticae (two-spotted spider mite) is the source of this 1615-nucleotide messenger RNA. RefSeq names its product heterochromatin-stabilizing protein CFDP1. The record is from RefSeq and is a predicted model, not a curated record. Lineage: Eukaryota; Metazoa; Arthropoda; Arachnida; Trombidiformes; Tetranychidae. Gene Ontology annotation, cellular component: Swr1 complex.
UAAUAGCAUAAUUAUGAUAUUUUUUAUUUAAUUUAGCUUUUAUUUGCAUAUAUAGAAAUUGAUAAAGUGGUAGAUCUUCACAAAAUUGCAAUAAAGCUCUAAUCAAUAUGCAAAAGCCUGGUUUGCUUCAAAAUCAUCAAGUUUACCGGUGAUUUCAUAUCUAUCAACUCUCAAGCAGAGAAAAUUGAAUUCAUGUCUUCUUAAAUUACCUUAUCAUUGUUUAAGCUGACUAAUUUUGAUCGUAAUCAUCAAACUAAUUAAAAAACCCAUUUCAUAAAGCUAAGUAAACAGAGGGACCAUUGAGGGAUCGUUAAAGGCCGAGAGUCUCCUGAUCAGCUGUCUUGAGAUGGACACCCUCAAAAAUUUGAAUCCAACCGAAGAAGAGGAAGACGACGAUGAUGAGGAUGAUGAAGACUAUGUUCCCAGCAAAGAAGAUCUAGAAAAUGAUGAUGAUGUUGAUAAGGACGAUGACGCCGAGGGCUCUAGCGAUAGUGGUUCUGAUGAGGGCGAUGGUGAUGAUCUGAACAAAGUAAAGAAGACCAAAAAGCGUGGAAGAAAGAGGAAAGUAUCGGCAUCCAAUGAUAAUGCCGAGAAUGUUUCUGAAGAUGGCAAAAAAGAGCUGACCAUUGAGGAGAAGAAGAAAAAAGCUGACGACUUGUGGGCUGAGUUAAAUCAGACUAGUUCAAAUAAAACAGAAUCGAAACCCAAAGUAGAUUCAAAGACAAGUAGUGAAAUAAAAUCGGAAGAAAAGGUCUAUGAUUUCGCUGGUGAAACUGUCGUUAUUAAGGAGACACCUAAAGAUAAAACUAUCAUAAGCUCAUCAUCAAGCUCAUCAGCUCAAUCUACUAACUCUCGCAUACCUGUUAGACGAAGUGGUUUAAAAGACUUGGUAUCCAAUCUUGGUAAAAAAUCGAAACUCGGAACAUUACAAAAAUCUAAAUUGGACUGGGACAGUUUCAAGCGUGAAGAAGGAAUCGAGGAUGAAUUGAAACAGGCUACUUUGAGUAAAGAUGGUUAUGUUGAAAGACAAGCUUUUCUUUCUCGAGCUGAUGUGAGGCAGUUUGAAAUUGAAAAGUCGAUUCGUUCAAAAAUUCGGAAACCUCAAUAAAUCGACUGGAUACUUGAUGUUCAAAAUUAAAGACAUAAAAGUACCGAUAAUUCCUUCAUGCGAUUUGAAGCUAACUUUCUACUAAUUAACACUUGAAAAGCAAAGCCAUGAAAAAAACUGAAUACGUAAAUAGAUUCUUGGAUGUUGAACCAUGUGGCCCUUUGUUAGAAAAUAAAUCUGACAUGGAUUCAUUUCUUUACUCUCUUCAUUUCUUUUGUUUCAUUUUUUAUAAUUUCAACAACCAUCAUCUUUCAAACCAUAGACGAAAAUCAACUCACUUUACCAGGGCAAUUUCAAUCAUCAAGAGUCCAAAGCUCAGUAUGGACAGAUAAUUAAUAUGAAAUACCAAUUAACUCCAUGCUUUUCAAAAUUGUAUUUUUGAUGUAUCAACUCCAUUGUAGCUUAAUCAAUAUAUUUUUUCUCUGUCUCUAUCUUCCCACCUUUAUCCUCCUUCUCUUUUUUACUCAUUAAAUUAUCUCUAUUGAUCUUUCAAUGAAUUUCAAUGAA